CGUGUACGGUUGAUAUAUAAUAAACAUAGAUGUACCAACUGUUAUUUUAUUCUUUCCUGAGGGAUCUGUUGGAAAGAAUUUUCAGACUUUUCGACGUGGAAAGACAAGACCAGCUGGUGCAGGAAGACUGGUACGAGUUUUUGAAGCAGAGGUUAACCGAAGAUAAACAGUUGGACUUUGUGGAGCAAGUGGAAAGCGUUGCGUACGUGCUCUGUGGAGAUGGAGUGAUCACACUAGACACUUUUCAGCUUAUCUUGAAAAACAAAGUGGUUACCAACAAACUUUUGCGGGUGGUAGACACCGACGGGGACGGCUACGUUACCGCCGAUGAAAUCAUGGAGUUUCUUUCCACACUUACAAGUUCAAGGCCACGUAUGGGUAUCGACAAAUUUAGCGUGGACCGCUUGGAACAGCUCUUCAGACAAACAGUAGGUGAUCAGAAGGAGAUAACCAGAGAACAAUUUCAAAAAAUUGUUGUCUCGAAAAAUCCAUUUUUCACUGAGCGAGUAUUUCAAAUCUUUGAUGAGGACAACUCCGGAACAAUAUCACAUCACGAGUUCAUCGCAGCCGUGCACAGGUUCGGAAGACAAACUCCAGAGGACAAAAUAAGAUUCCUAUUCAAAGUUUACGAUUUGGACGGUGAUGGUCUCAUACAACAUCGUGAAUUACAGCACGUAAUGCGUGCAUGCAUGGAAGAGAAUGGUAUGCAGUUUUCUGAUGAACAACUAUUAGACCUCACCAGUGCUAUGUUUGAAGACGCUGACACAGAACAACGUGGUGCCAUUACGUACGAGGCUUUAAGAGACCAGUUGAACACGCACGGGGGGUUAUUGGAAAACCUAUCUAUAAGUAUAGACCGAUGGUUGGUGCCGCCAAAUCCAAAAAAAGAACCAAGCACUCUUCGGCAUCGUUUAUCAAAAAUGAAACCGUACCAACUAUCCUUGCCAUACUUUAAGAACAACUACGUCUACUUAAGCUAUCUAUUCCUAUUCUUCACAGUGAAUUUAGGUCUAUUCGUGGCAAGGAUAGUGGAGUAUCGAGAUUCGAAUAUCUUCGUUAUAUUUGCUAGAGCUUGUGGCCAAUGUCUCAACUUUAACUGCACCUGGGUAUUAAUCGUCAUGCUCCGUCGUUGUAUAACAGCACUGAGGGAGCGAGGAUUCGGUUCCGUACUGCCACUGGACUAUCACAUCUAUCUGCACAAGCUGACUGGUGUAUUAAUUGUUUUAUUUAGCAUUUGGCACACUAUCAUGCACUUGAGUAACUUCAGUCUGAUAGUAGUAAACGAUUCAAUACUGAAUGCGAACAAUUACACUGUCUUUGAAUGGGUGUGUACAACUCGACCGGGUCUGUUUGGCCUGUGUGCUGGAUGUGCAAACCCCACCGGUAUCGCUCUGUGUGUAGCGCUGUUUGUACUUGGUGUGUCCUCAAGACCUGCACUCAGGAAAGGAGGAUGUUUUGAGGUGUUCUAUUUCGCUCAUCUUCUCUACAUCCCGUUUUGGAUUCUGCUAAUUAUCCACGCGCCGAACUUUUGGAAAUGGUUCAUUGUUCCAGGCACCAUAUACGUUAUUGAGCGCAUCAUGAGACUCGCUUGGAUGAGGUCUGAAGUUGGAAAAACAUACAUAGCUUCUGGAAUAUUGCUACCGUCAAGGGUCACACACCUGGUGGUGCGCCGGCCGCCUCAGUUUGAAUUUCAUGCUGGGGACUACGUGUUCGUAAACAUUCCUACCAUUGCGAUUUACGAAUGGCAUCCUUUUACUAUCAGCAGUGCUCCAGAUCAGGAAGAUUACAUUUGGCUUCAUAUCAGAGGCGUGGGCGAGUGGACCAAUCGUCUUUACGCCUACUUUGAAGCGGAACAAGAACGCCUACACGGCAACGAGGUUAUACAUGAGAAGGUAACUCGUAGCGCUUCGGGUCAGAGUAACAUAAGCAAACGAAAGGGGUCUGCAGGCAGUGCGAAGAAGCGCUCCGUGGACUUCUCCCCAGUAGCCUACACUAACGAAGCCUUCACUAUUGAUGAAGAAACUGAAAAUGGAUUUAUUGUUUUAUCUCCAACAUCUCAACUGCCGCGACCAUCAUUUUUGUCUCCGCUGAAGUUUCUUGAAAAAUCUCGGUCAAUGCCUGACGUACGCACCAACAGAAAGUUACAAGCACUACGGGAUUAUCACCGCAGUGAAUCCACCCGUAGUUUCUCAGCGUACGAGAUGCGGCGUGCGCGAAAGCUCAUCGGUGCGGAUCCACAAACACGCGCACUGGCGCACAGCUUCCGUUACAUGCGCACGAAGCCUACAAUAAUCGCUUGUAAACCACCCAGUGAGGAGAGGCGACGGUCCAAUGAGAGUAUACUGAGCAUUGCUAGACGUCGCUUAUCAAAGAGCCUGUCGUCAGAACGCGACGUAGAAGUCAUGGAUAAGCCUUGCAUCAGUGUGGAGUCACCAUCAGAGUGCACUAGCAGCGACUAUGGAGAUAACUAUGCUGUGGGAAAACCAUUGGAGAUCUUUCUGGAUGGGCCGUAUGGCGCAGCGUCUUCACACAUUUUCCGAGCUCAACACGCUGCUCUUAUAGCCGCUGGUAUUGGAGUUACGCCCUUCGCCUCCAUCCUGCAAUCAAUAAUGUACCGCUACUGGAGCAACAGAGCUACCUGCCCGAAGUGCAGCCAUACCUUUGCCACCAAACUGCCCCAGAAUAGCAUGAGCUUAAGGAAGGUUGACUUCUUCUGGAUCAACCGUGAACAGAGAUCUUUUGAGUGGUUUGUCUCGCUGCUAUCUCAACUAGAAAUCGAGCAAGCAGAAGCGGGAGGGGAGAGGUUCCUGGAAAUGCACAUGUACAUCACCAGCGCUUUGCAGAGAAGCGACAUGAAGGCUGUCGGGUUGCAGCUUGCUUUGGAUUUGUUGCACGAAAAAGAAAAACGUGAUCUAAUAACAGGGUUGAAAACGCGAACAAACGCAGGCCGUCCGAAUUGGGACAAAGUAUUCCAACGUCUUCAAGAACAACACAAAGGGAAAAUAACAGUGUUCUACUGCGGACCACCGCAACUUGCACGGAUUCUGCGAGUCAAAUGUGACCAGUUUGGGUUUAACUUUAGGAAGGAAGUUUUUUAAAGUGAUCUUUUAUGGAUGAAUGACAACAAACCUACCUGGGGCCCAUAGGGCAUUUGACUGUAUUAAAAAUAUCACUUGUGCUAGCGUAAUCCUUAAAGAUAAUUAUUUUUCAAUGUUAUUUCAUGACACGUAACUAAAAAAUAAGGAAUACGUUUUCUAUAAGACAUACAAUAAAAUUAUUUUUUCCGAGACAAGUUCACGUGAUCACAAACGCCAUGGAGUAAACAAUGUGGUAUUGCCAAUGUCAAGAACUUCAUAACUAGGGUCUCUCUGAUUCUCUGAACGAACUUCAAAAGUUUUUUAUACAUUCAAAUGUAGUUUUUAAACCAUUGUUUCUCAUUAAUAAGCCCUUAAAACUAGAACGCGCGACAUUUCUCUUUAUUAUCAGAUUUUACAUUUCUUUAGACUUUUGACGCCAUUGCAGUCACGUGACACCAAACCGAGCGUUUCCUUGCCAUAUUUAUUCAUUACAAUUUGUUUAUAGAAUGAUAUAUAAAAAACUGAAAUCUGUGACGAAAUAUACAUAUUAUUAUUAUUUUUUUUAAAAUAGCGUCAUGGUUCAUUUGAGAGAAUAAAUAAAAACAGUCAAAUACUCUAUUCUGGUAUAGCAAUCGUGUCUCAGUAUUCGAUCACUGAAAAUAAGUUUAAUUGUUGUUGAACAUUACACA
Pararge aegeria (speckled wood butterfly) is the source of this 3766-nucleotide messenger RNA. RefSeq names its product NADPH oxidase 5 (gene Nox). Lineage: Eukaryota; Metazoa; Arthropoda; Insecta; Lepidoptera; Nymphalidae. Bases 30 to 3098 code for a protein of 1022 amino acids. The record is from RefSeq and is a predicted model, not a curated record. The transcript is spliced from 20 exons. Gene Ontology annotation, cellular component: plasma membrane; NADPH oxidase complex. Gene Ontology annotation, molecular function: calcium ion binding; superoxide-generating NAD(P)H oxidase activity. Gene Ontology annotation, biological process: superoxide anion generation; defense response.